Molecule: messenger RNA, 2530 nt
Organism: Eucalyptus grandis
Lineage: Eukaryota; Viridiplantae; Streptophyta; Magnoliopsida; Myrtales; Myrtaceae
Product: DEAD-box ATP-dependent RNA helicase 37
Cellular component (GO): nucleus
Molecular function (GO): ATP binding; RNA helicase activity; RNA binding
Source: RefSeq, a predicted model, not a curated record
GAGUGUUGAAAACGCCGAGAAAAAGAAAAAUUCCAUUUCCGCAAUUUCCCCCAUUUUUCCCAUCGCAGUAAACGCACGCAUCCCUCCCUCCUCCCUUCUCUCUCUCUAUCUCGCUCUGCAAAUUUUUAGCAACCUCUCUCUCUCUCUCUCUCGCUCCUCCUCCGCUUCGCGUCCCGAAUCCGCAGCAGCAGCAGCGGCGAUCUAGGGUUUCGCUCGCGCUCCCGACGAGCCGCUCCCCACCCCCGGCCGGGUUGGUUGUUGCAUGAUCGGAUUACGUCUUCCGGGACUUUGAGAAGCUUAGUUGGGAAUUAUGACAACUUCGUGGGCUGAUUCUGUUGCUGCUUCGGAGGAGGAGGCAGUGGCGGCGGCGCCAGCGCCAGCAGCGGCGGCGUCGGCUAAGUUUUCCUCUGAUCAAGCUAGCCAGCCGCGUCCGACGAGGAGGACGUACGUCCCUCCCCACCUCCGCAGUAGGCCGCAGUCCUCCGUUUCCUGCUCCGCUCCGCCGAGUGCUGCUGUGCCUGCUGUAAAUGACCGUAGUGGUUAUGGCGGGCCUCCUGCUGGGUCCUGGUCGACCGGUGGGUUUAGACCUGAUGCUGGGCGCAGCGGUGGUGGUCAUGUUCCUGCUGGUGGUCGGAAUGGAAGAGGUGGAGGACGGGACCGCGGAAGAGAUCGCGAGGUGAAUCCUUUUGCUGACAAGGAUGGACUCGAGCAGGGGAUUGUCGGGCAAGAGAACGCUGCGAUCAAUUUCGACGCUUAUGAGGACAUUCCUGUGGAGGCCACUGGGAAUAACGUGCCCCCUCCUGCGGCUACCUUUGCAGAUAUAGACUUAGGGGAAGCGUUGAAUUUGAAUAUUCAGAGGUGCAAGUAUGUGAAGCCGACGCCAAUUCAGCGUCAUGCAAUUCCGAUUUCUCUCGCGGGACGCGAUCUGAUGGCUUGUGCUCAGACUGGGUCUGGGAAGACUGCUGCUUUCUGCUUUCCAAUAAUUAGUGGAAUUAUGCGAGGGCGCUAUGUGCAGAGACCACGCGGAAGAACUGCGUAUCCUCUUGCUCUGAUUCUUUCCCCUACUAGGGAGCUCUCUAUUCAGAUACAUGAGGAAGCAAGGAAGUUUUCAUAUCAAACUGGUGUCAAGGUUGUAGUUGCUUAUGGAGGGGCACCAAUCAAUCAACAGUUACGCGAACUUGAAAGGGGAGUUGAUAUUCUAGUUGCAACUCCAGGAAGAUUGGUUGAUUUUCUUGAAAGAGCCCGAGUAUCUCUGCAGAUAAUUAAGUAUUUGGCUCUUGAUGAGGCAGAUCGAAUGUUAGAUAUGGGUUUUGAACCUCAGAUAAGGAAAAUUGUGGAGCAGACAGGAAUGCCUCCAUGUGGUUUGAGGCAGACAAUGCUAUUUAGUGCCACUUUCCCAAAAGAGAUUCAGAGGCUAGCUUCUGAUUUCCUUUCAAACUACAUAUACUUGACUGUUGGAAGGGUCGGUUCUAGUACUGAUUUGAUUGUUCAAAGAGUUGAGCUUGUCCGUGAGUCUGACAAAAGGAGCCAUCUUAUGGAUCUUCUCCAUGCACAAAGAGAAAAUGGGUUUCAUGGAAAGCAAGCUUUGACUUUGGUUUUUGUGGAGACAAAGAGGGGAGCAGAUUCCUUAGAAAACUGGUUAUAUACAAACGGGUUUCCUGCUACUAGCAUCCAUGGGGAUAGAUCACAGCAAGAAAGAGAACUGGCAUUGCGAUCAUUCAAGAGUGGAAGAACUCCAAUUCUAGUUGCAACCGAUGUUGCAGCGCGUGGUCUUGACAUCCCUCACGUUGCCCAUGUGAUCAACUUUGAUCUUCCCAAUGAUAUUGAUGAUUAUGUUCACCGGAUAGGACGGACAGGGCGAGCUGGCAACACAGGACUAGCAACAGCCUUCUUUAAUGAGAACAGCUCAUCGCUGGCAAGGCCACUAGCUGAAUUGAUGCAAGAGGCAAAUCAGGAAGUGCCUGCUUGGCUCACACACUACGCAUCAAGGUCACAUGGCGGUGGCAGAAGUAGGCGAUCCGGAGGGAGUCGAUUUGGUGGGCGUGAUUUCAGACGGGAAGGCUCAUUCAACAGAGGUACGGAUUACUAUGGUGGAGGUUAUAAUAGCACUGGACGUGGUGUUUCUGCUGGUUAUGGUGGGUAUGGAGUGUAUGGUACAGGGGUCACCAGCGCUUGGGAGUAGUUUUACUGAGAUUGGAUGCGGUAACCAAUUCAUGAUCUGGCGUGUACAGAAUGGAAGCCUUGUUCUCGAUUCUCAAUUCUCAAAUUCAAUGAGAAUUUAUGAAAGCCUUUCACAUGCUUCUCUUCAUAGGGUAGGUAUUUUAUCCUGCCGUCUUGUAAAUAUAUGCUAAGUCCACUAACGCACAGGAUGAAUACUAGUUCUAGUCCCUCUCUAAUAUGGGCACAUGCUUUGUACAUAUGUUGGAAGGCUAGGCCUUUAUGAGGCAUUGGUUCUUUCGCAAGCAGUUGCAACUUCAUGUAAAGCUGCUGUUUGGUUUCUAAAUCCCAUGCUUCAUGCUCGUUUUCAAUA